This is a messenger RNA of Penaeus vannamei (Pacific white shrimp), 2612 nucleotides long. RefSeq lists its product as uncharacterized. NCBI's taxonomy places the organism in Eukaryota, Metazoa, Arthropoda, Malacostraca, Decapoda, Penaeidae. The record is from RefSeq and is a predicted model, not a curated record.
GCGGAGGAAGGAGGUUGUUCUGUGUCCCGAGUGUUCUGUGUCUCAUGCUCGGGUUCUGUUGGAGGAGGGCAGCAUGAAGCCAGCCGGAAGCGCGAGCGCCAGCAUCUCUUCUUCGCCAUGACGUCCCUUUUGGGUCGGAGGCGCGGGGGCCUCCUGUACCUCACCUGCUCUUGCCUGCUGCUGGCAUUCUGCUUCUUCACGUCCGUCCUCAGGCCGAGCGGCCUCCGCCAAUCCCGCAGCCUCGAGGUGUACCCGUGGCAGAUGAUUGGCUACGACGACUACGACUGCGGAUGUCCCAGGUCCGGUCCGCCAAUCGUGAGGGAGAGCGAGCAGUCGAUGUGCAGUGAUUGGUCGACGAGUCGAGGCCUGGGCCAAAAAGUGGUGUCGUAUUCGCUGUUUGGCGACUUAAACAAAACGGUCAUUUAUAAUAAAUAUUUUUCAGCGUUCGAAGAUCGCCUGAAAGAAGUCGAAAAAUAUUACAAAGGUUGGACGGUUAGGUUGUACCACAACUUAUCGCGGAGCGACGUUGCCUCGCAGAAGUACCUGUGCCGCCUGUACUGCCAGUACCACCACCUGGACCUCUGCCAGGUGGACAACCUCUUCCCGCCACAGGGCCAGAGUGCGGGCAAUUCUGGACCCAGCAACGACUCUUCGGCGACGCUGAAGGGGGCAGCUGAGUCCCCUGGCACCAUUGGGACGAGGGCGCUGGACCGCCUCAAGGCCGCCGCUUCCUCCGGUGCUCCUGAGAGCUACGGGAAGAAGCUCGUGGGACGCAUGUGGCGGUUCAUCGCGAUGGCGGAUCCCCUCGUGUCGGAGUUCCUGGUGCGGGACACAGACUCCUCCGUGCUUCCCCGGGAGGUGGCCGCCGUCCAGCAGUGGCUCCACAACUCCACGGCUCUUCUGCACGUCAUGCGCGAUCACCCCAACCACAACGGUUUCAUCCUUGCAGGUAUGUGGGGCGGGUCCCGAGAUCGUGGCGGAGACCUCCUGAAGGAACUGCUGGCGAAGAUGGUCCGCUGGCCUCCGAGGAACAUCUGGGACUACGACCAGAUGCUCCUGAAGAGGGUCGUGUGGCCUGAGGUCCUCGAUGACGUGCUGGUGCACGACAGCUACUUCUGCGCCAACCCCAACUUCCGGUCCCACCACAGGGCGGCGCCCUUCCCCACCCGUCGCCACGAGCGGUACUUCGUGGGUUGGGGGCCGCUGCGUGACCCUGAACUCGCGGGCAUCACCCCCUGCCCGCACGAGUGUCGCCCGCCGAUGCACCAAGACUGGACGUACUGCUAGAGGAUGCUCUCGGGAUUCCUUCGACGUCGGUGCUCGUUUUAGUGCUGAGAGUUCGCAGAUUUCGCCUGAACGAAUUCUUCUGUUUUCGGUUGUAGAGUUUUGUUGAGAAAGGAGGCUCGAAAGCAGAAUUAUGAUAAUGAUAAGUCAGUUAGAUUGAAUUGUUGAAUCGAGACAUUCCCCACAAAUAACCCUUUUCACCCAGUAACGUCUAACUUUGACCCCAUGCUGCGACUUUCAUUAUAGAAUUAAUUUCUUGAUAAACUUGACUGGCUUACAGUGCGGACAAAUAACUGAAGACUCGGCUUGUUGCUAGACUCUUGUCUCUCUCUUUCUCUUUCCAUUCUUUGUCUCUUUCUGUCGCUGUUUGUGCAGAUAUUGUAGACAGUUAGAUAGAUGUUUAGUCGUUUUACAUUGACCGAAAGACCAUGAAACUGUCAGACCCCUUGAUUAGACUACAAACUUAAUCUCACGUAGAUGCUGAACUUGACUCAUCAGCACAUGACAUGACUUCAUGAUUAUUAACGCUAGGUUGAGGCAAAUGCAGUUCUGGACAUAGUAAGCAUGUCAGGUUGUGAGUGUAAAACAAAGGACUCUGUAUACGGUAUCAGUGUACUAGUGAUCUCCGCUAGUAAAAUUACGAAGACUGAAAACAUCCCAAUUCAAGACUGACGUUAACGAAAUAAACAGCUGCACUAAUUCCAACAAAAGAAGCCAUAUUUUCAGAGAAUUUAGACUGGUGUGUGAAAUGCCUUCUAGGUCAUGCUAGAUUUCCUGACGCGAAUUUUUGCUUUAUGACUUUUCGCACGUUGGCUAAUGACUUUUGACAUGACUUAUGACAUGGCUUAUGACUUUUUACAUGUCGGCUUAAAAGUGCACAUAAUUUCAUGCUGUUCUUUCUCACUGCAAUCUGGAAUUCAUAAUUCCAUUACAUUAUUAUAAUUUCAUUGCAACUUUCGUCCUUUUAAAAGUUCUCUAAGUCACUGAACGUCGGAAAAUCAGGGAUCGGACAUACAACCGAAUUAAUUUUUAAGGACUGAAGAUUAUCGGGCAGAUCUGAUACGCUGAAAAUAUCCACGCCAACAACUUUUAUAUAUUUAGCAUGAGUUAUUCGCCGAAAGAUAAUGAGGAAAUGUGCUAAUAUUAGGGAAGUUGUCAGAAAUAUGGUGGAUAUGUCUCCAUGUUCGCGAAAUAUAUUGUUACAAACUGUGAUAUGCUUUUUGCUUUUAAUAGUGAUGAAAUGUUGUAUUAGAACGUUUAUUUUGUGUUUUCAUCAUGUUGGUUACAUUGUGAACGUAAUUUGUAAAUACAAAAGACCGGUUUGUUGA